Cucurbita pepo subsp. pepo (vegetable marrow) is the source of this 823-nucleotide messenger RNA. RefSeq lists its product as uncharacterized. Lineage: Eukaryota; Viridiplantae; Streptophyta; Magnoliopsida; Cucurbitales; Cucurbitaceae. The record is from RefSeq and is a predicted model, not a curated record.
UAUCGGCGCAACUACCACUUUCCCCACUUUUGCCAAACAAGCACUCUCUAUGGGGAACUCAGCGUUCUGUGCGCCUUCGAUGGCCUCCAAUGGCGCCGCGAAGGUCUUAACCUUGGACGGAAACUUGCAGAGCUUCACGAAGCCAGUGAAGGCCGCUGAAUUAAUGAUCGAGCAUUCCGGAAAAUUCCUCUGCGAUUCCGGCGAUCUCAAGGUCGGCCACCGGAUUCCAGGCCUUUUGACGGAGGAGUAUCUUGAGGGCGGCCGAUUGUACUUUCUACUUCCGAUGGAUCUUCUUUAUUCUGUGUUGACGAUCGAGGAAAUGAGUUCUCUCACCUACAUCGCUACGAAGGCUCUGAAACGUGGAAAUUCAAGUGGAUUUGGAAGGAUCUUCCCUGUUUUGAUCAGUGAACUCUGUAUUUUUCCGUCGGAUGUCAAUGGAUUGAAAUCGGCGGAUGGCGAUGGAGAGAAUAAUCAAAGUUCAAAGCCGGUGCAGAGAUUGAUGUCGAAACAGAGAUCGUGGAAGCCGGCGCUCGAAACCAUUGCUGAAACUUCGUGCACAUAGAAAGAAAGAGGAUCGCAAUCGAAAUCGCAAAUAUGUGUGAGAUUAAUUACAUUACAAAUAAUGCAUAGCAUUUUUGCUUCGAUAAUCGUAGAUAUAAUAAACAUCGGAAAUUUUAUCCAUUCUUCAUAGAUAUAUAUCAUUGUAUAUAUUGUGAAGUGAUGAGGGGAUGCACGUCUUUUUCUGAACAUUUUCCUUUUCCUUUUCCUUUUCCUUUCGGAUAUUGUGUAGAAUUGACUUUCAAUGGAAAUGGAAAAGUCUAAG